Molecule: messenger RNA, 699 nt
Organism: Mesocestoides corti
Lineage: Eukaryota; Metazoa; Platyhelminthes; Cestoda; Cyclophyllidea; Mesocestoididae
Source: the annotation of a GenBank genome assembly
ACACUCACCGAGAGCAGCCAGGGAACUGAAGAGCGUCAUCGAAAGACUCAAGUUGAGGUCGCCGUCGAGGAGUCGGGUCCAGGCGUUGGAGGCCCCUCCGCCCGGACAGCAGCCGCUCACGAACAGACCAAACCCGAAAGCAGGAUUGAUUGGAGUCAGUUUGGCCAGGGCUAUGGCCACCUGCAAAAGCGAGGUCGUGGCGGUAAAACCAGCGCCACCUCACAUGCCACUCCCACCCCUCAACCCAAUUCCUCACAUUCGUGUACUUCGAACCUGCAGUCCUCUUCUGGCGACUACGUUGGGAUCUACCGACGGGAGACGCGCCAGUACCUCACGGUUCCACGCUACUACGGACGAAGCCUCGAUCCGGAAGCGGUCUGCAACAACGCCCUCAUGCCAUUCCUCCAGGGCGAUCCCCAACUUGCCCAAGUCUUCGUCACUAGGGUCGAAGCUCUGCGUGCCAUCUUUGUGGACCCCCCAGUGCCACCGUUCGCCUUCUACUGCUCCUCCCUCCUGCUCGCUUACGACGAGAGCCGAUCGCGAGUUUCCGUGAAGUUAGUAGACUUUGCCCACUGGCGACCGAUAAUGGGAGACGUGGUCGACCCCUCGGGACUCCUACAUGGCCUCAACACCCUCAUCGAGUUUCUCUCGCUCGACUCGUCUACCGUCGCGUAUUCGGCGCCGUUUGCUGUCAUUUAA